This is a messenger RNA of Tuber aestivum (summer truffle), 3023 nucleotides long. The record is from the annotation of a GenBank genome assembly. NCBI's taxonomy places the organism in Eukaryota, Fungi, Ascomycota, Pezizomycetes, Pezizales, Tuberaceae.
GCCCACCCUUUCCUUCUAUUCCAUCUCCCGGACCCGUCAUCGUUCGAACCCACUACCGUACACUAUAACUUACGAGGAGGCCAUGUCUAACACUCCGGGAGGCGAGGGAGUCCCCACACCCGUAUCCGUUAAGACGGGGGAGGAGGGUUCGGACCUCGAGCGUAACAAGUCUGAUCAACCGGUUCCCUAUACCGGGUUAGUGGAUGAGAAGGAAUUUGGACAUGUGAGGAGAGGUCUGAAGGCUAGACAUGUUCAAUUUAUCGCUAUUGGGGGGAUCAUUGGGACGGGAUUGUUUGUCGGUUCUGGUGCUGCACUGGUCAGGGCAGGACCAUUGAGCAUUCUUUUGGCUUAUUCUAUAGUUGGGACCGUUGUCUAUUCUUUGAUGUUGGCUAUUGGAGAGGUGAGUUUUUUUUUUUCUUUUUUCCUUUUUCCUUUGGUAUCCCUCGGGCCUUGCUUCUUGAUCGGGGGUAAGCUAAUUCGGGGUAGAUGACUACAUGGCUUCCUAUUCCUGGCGGUUUGACCGUCUAUGCAAAUCGGUGUGCUGUCUUCUUUCAACACCCUGGACGAACUUAGCUAAGGGAUGUUGCUGACUGAUCGGCUAGCUACUUAGGCCCCUCAUGGGGGUUUGCUAUGGGAUGGAACUACUGUUUCGGGGCAGCUAUGACAGUUUGCGCGGAAGUAUCCGCCGCGAUACUACUGAUAGAAUACUGGACCGACGAUGCAAGUGCCGUGAAACAUUCCGUUAGUCAACCCUUUUCCACUGCUAACACCUCAGAAGGUGAACAAAGCCGUAUGGAUUGUCAUAAUUCUAGCAGUAAUAUUCCUACUCAAUAUCUUCGGUACCUUAACAAGCCAUUGGGAGCAAAAGAACUGCUUGGAAGAUAACAUAGCUAACAAUAACUAGUCGUCGAGGGCUACGGAGAGGCCGAAUUCAUCUUCGCAAGUGUUAAAAUCAUAACGAUCAUUGGCCUCUUGUUCUUGUCGGUGAUUCUCUGCGUCGGCGGCGGGCCGAACAAAGAUCGCAUCGGGUUUAGAUACUGGUUCGUGUUACUAGGGCUUUUGCGCAACUAGACUUCGAUGAGCUAGAUAAAGGGUUGGGUGAAGUCUCAUCUUUAUUGUCGUUCGUCUACUUGAAGGCUGAGGCGCUGUUCUGUUCCAGUGCCCUAUGGGACGCACACUUCGAACUCGUUGCGCAAAGGCUCUACCUUCUGUUCCGUUGUUGUAGCGUCUAUGUUAACACUAUUCAGGAAAAAACCCGGCGCCAUGAGGGCCUAUCUCGUCCCCGGUAGCACUGGUCGAUUCUUGGGUUUUUUGAAGUCUUUCGUGAACGCGUUAGUUGAACCAAUCCCUUUUUGAACAUUGCUAUAUAUAGACUAAGGCGUGAUAUGAAAUUUAUUCAUCUGGGACUGACAUAUCAAACUCUGGAACAGUUGUUUCGCAUUUGGCGGAUCAGAGGUUAUCUGUGUCGCUGCGAGUGAGACUCUGAACCCUCGAAGGAACAUCCCGAAGGCCGUCCGCCGUACUUUCUGGCGUGUGUUGAUUUUCUACGUCUUUGGUGUUCUCUCUAUUGGUGUCCUGGUAUGAUUUUCGCUGCCAUGGAGGGGGAUUUCUACUUUUUUGGGAGUGAAUGCCUGGUAAUUGUCUAAAAGGUCCCAUACAAUGACAAAGGUCUCACCACCGCCCUCGACAAUGGUGCCACUGGAGCUGCAGCCUCCCCGUGGGUGGCUGCAAUCGUCAACGCCGGGAUCGGUAGGUUAUGCUGGCUGUUUCCUUCCGGACAAGUGGAUUCCCCCCCUCAACUCACAUUUGUGCAAUUAAAUAGAUGUCCUCCCGAGCAUUAUUAACGCCGUCAUCUUAACGUCCGCCUGGUCCUGUGGUAACAGUUUCAUGUAUGCGGCCUCCCGCAACCUCUACGCCCUCGCUAUCACAGGUCAUGCGCCCAAAAUCUUUGCAAAGUGUAGCAAGAGGGGUAUCCCGUACUUUGCCGUUGUCGCAGUUUUAUUGGCCACGACGGUUUCGUUCUUGCUGAUGUCCGAGAAGUCUUCUGUUGUAUGUGUUCCCCCGUAAACUCCUGCAAAAAAGGGGGGCAGGGUGGUUGACUAACAACAUCGGUUAGGUCUUCGAUUGGUUCCUUAACAUCACCACUGUGUCCAGCUUGUUCAAUUGGCUGACUCUGUUCCUUGCCACUAUCCGCUUCCGAAAGGGAUAUCUCGCGCAGGGGGUGACUCGUGAAGAUCUCCCGUUCCGGUCACCCCUGAUGCCUUAUGCUGCAUACUACGGGUGUGGAAUGGUGUCUAUCUUUAUUGUUAUCAGCGGCUUUGACAUUUUCUUCCCGGGGAAAUUCUCUGCUAGGGAAUUUUUUGCGAAAGUAGUGCCCUCCCUCUUAUGCAUAAGGUGAUUUAAUCAGUGACUUACCUUUCUGUUUUUUCCAAUAGUACGUUGGCGUUCUCCUAUUUGUGGCCCCCUUCGUUUUUUACAAGAUCUGGAAGAGGGACAGUCUUACGCCACUAGCCACCAUGGAUAUAUGGACUGGUAAGGAGGAAGUAGAUAUUUAUGAACGGGAAAAUCCCCCCCCGGAGCCGAAGAAUACGUAUGAUCCACACUUACCCUUUUCUCCUAAGAAAGAAAAAUUAAAAGAAAAAAAGAAAUUGAAUGCUCAACUAACAUGUUGUGCAGUUGGGAGAAGAUCUGGUUCGCGAUCGCAUAGUUUUCCGCAAUACCUUACCUUUGGAAAUGCUACUUUUAUUUGGUCCGGGGAGUUUAUGGGCAAAGAUGCAUGCCCUUAUGUACAUAUUAUUAUCAUCGCUAUUUUUCCGAGAAACACAGGUGGGAGCUGAGCAGCCCUGAGUGGUUUUCAAUACAGAAGCACUCGUGGGCUUAAGGUUGGAGUGAAAUCGGGUAUCAUACCAAAACCGCGUUCAACACCUCUUCACCAAUUAUUAGGUCUUGCGUCCCGAGAUCGCUGCGGGGGCUGCCACUAACUUCACUAUACAUUAAUCCCUACUAUCACAAUGUCAUCCAAC